AUGGGCAAUGUUGGACAAAAAAUUCUAGGUGACUUAUUAGGCAAGGAUGUGCAUUGCUAUAUCGAAAAUUUGGUAAUAGCAACAGAUACCAUUGAAGAAAAUAUAAAACUAGUAAAGAAACGUUCUAAGGAGACUGAGGAAGACACACGGUGGGAGAGUCGAAUCAACAGUGUUGAGGUUGUAAGAUUCCAGGCUGCAAAAGUGAGAGAUGCUCUUUUAGAGGUGAGAGCAAGCACUGCAGAUCCAGCUAUUAAAAUUGAAGCACAAGCCUUAGCAGAAGAGGUGGGAUCAUACCGGUUCUCUAUUUGUACGGUGGUGUGGUAUGAUAUCCUUAGAAAAGUUCAAACUGUGAAUAAACUUCUGCAAUCACAAUGCAUGCAUCUGGAUGUAGCUGUUGACAUUCUCAAGAAGGCUGAAACCUCCCUUGUUAGCUACAGAGACACUGGGUUUGCUGAUGCCCAGACAUCUGUCAAAGAGAUAUGUGAGGAGAUGAAUGUGGAAGCUGCUCUAAAGCAGAAAAGACUCAGAACUACUAAAAGGCAGUUUUCCUAUGAGGCCCCUGAUGAACCUAUUACCGAUGCCUUGAAAAAAAAUGGAAUUUUCAUUUUUCAAUGUAGUUGUGGAUAUGGCCAUUGA
Molecule: messenger RNA, 636 nt
Organism: Macrobrachium nipponense
Lineage: Eukaryota; Metazoa; Arthropoda; Malacostraca; Decapoda; Palaemonidae
Exons: 2
Coding region: 1-636 (211 amino acids)
Source: RefSeq, a predicted model, not a curated record